UCACUAGGAGAUCACUACUAAAAACGACAAAAUCACUACGUUGAUUUUAAAGGACUCGCAUCCAGGCCAUAACUGUUAAAAAAAACACCACGUUAACUGACAUUUGUCAAUUUUGGCAUUUUUGUCAUUGAGGGGCAUUUGAUUUGAGGGGAUGUCAAUCGAAUACUGAACCCAUGGAAAUCGAUAAUUACUAAUAAUAAUUGACUUAAAAUUUGGCUGAUAUUGAAAUAGUUAACCCACAACCAUGGGACUCAACGAGGAAUAUAUUGUUUAUUUAAUACUGCUAUUUUCAUGGGCAGAAUAUUUGUGGGAGUUAUAUUUGUCAUUGCGGCAGUUAAAAAUCUACAAGACAAACAACACUAUUCCUGAGGACUUGAAGGAGAUGUUAAAUGAAGAAUCGUUCAAGAAAGCUCGUCUGUAUGGUAUUGACAAGUCGCAGUUCAAGAUCGUAAAGGAAUUUUGUAGUAUAGUAUUAACAUCCGUAAUACUUUAUCGACGGUGGAUUGCUGUGGCAUGGUUUGAUUCUGAGAACAUUUCAAAAUCCCUGUAUGUGUCACCAGAUAGAGAAAUAUUUGUGACUUGUAUCUUUACGACUAUUGUGACUCUGUUUAAUUAUGUUGUAAUGUUGCCCUUUAAGAUUUAUGGCACAUUUGUACUUGAGCAAAAGCAUGGUUUUAAUAAGCAAACAGUAGGAUUCUUUAUUAAGGACCAGUUUAAAUCUUUAGUUCUGAGUCUCAUCAUUACCAUUCCAUUAGUAUCAAUGUCAAUUAAUAUUAUCAUGGUAGGAGGAGAUAUGUUUGUUGCUUAUCUUUGGUUGUUUACUACCGUGGUGUCCUUAUUACUAUUGAUGCUGUACCCUACUGUUAUUGCUCCUCUGUUUGACAAAUUUGUACCUCUGCCCGAGGGUUCUUUAAGGAAAGGCAUUGAGGAACUAGCAUCAAGGCUUAAGUUCCCGCUCUCACAAGUAUACAUAGUAGAGGGCUCUAAAAGGUCUGCACACAGCAAUGCAUAUUUUGGUGGACUUUUCGGUUCAAAAAGAAUUGUACUCUUUGAUACAUUGUUAGAAAAGUAUAAUGAAGAGAAAAAAACUUUGACCGGAUGUAAUGACAAUGAAAUUCUAGGAAUUCUAGCUCAUGAAUUGGGACACUGGAGUUGCAACCAUUUGACAAAGAACAUAGCUUUGACUGAACUUAAUUUGUUGUUAUUAUUUACUGCUUUUGGAUCACUUUUUAAGUAUUCCAUGUUGUAUACUGCUCUUGGAUUUCCAGCAGGCCAAAAGCCUAUCAUUAUUGGUUUAAUUGUGGUUUUACAAAUGAUUCUUGCCCCAUAUAAUUCAAUUUUAUCAUUCUUCUUAACAGCAUUAUCUAGAAAACAUGAAUUUGAGGCAGACAACUUUGCUGUAUCUUUGAAUUACCCCAGAGAACUCCGGUCUGCACUCAUAAAGCUUGGUAAAGACAAUCUGGACUACCCAAUCUAUGAUAAGCUAUACUCAGCAUGGUACCAUUCUCAUCCUACUUUGUUACAAAGAAUAGAAAAUAUUAAUAACCAACUAGUUGUGGAUAAGAAACAGAACUAAGUUAUUCCAAUAUGCAUUCUAGAAUGCAUUCGAUGACCGGUCUGGCCUAGUGGGUAGUGACCCUGCCUAUGAAGCUGAUGGUCCCGGGUUCAAAUCCUGGUAAGGGCAUUUAUUCAUGUGAUGAGCAUGGAUACUUGUUCCUGAGUCAUGGAUGUUUUCUAUGUAUUAGAGUAUUUAUAAAUAUUUAUAUAUUAUAUAUAUUGUUGUCUAAGUACCCUGAACACAAGCCUUAUUGAUCUUACUGUGCUUAGUCAAUUUGUGUAAUAAUAAUGUCCUAUAUUAAUUUUUUUAUUUAUUUAUUUACAACUAUAUGUGGCUUCCCAGCAGAGAAGGGUCCUUAUGCACAUGGACCAUAAGGACCCUUUAGGCAUGGAACAUGACAUAUUUUCAAUAAGUACAUUUUUGUAUACAUGUUAUUUAAUAAUGGUAGAACUAGUCCUUUCUAGGGGUGGCAUUGAUCAUAUUGGACCAAACAUAGUUUGCAUUUUUUUUUUGAAUCAUAGUAUAUUAAUAUAAAAAACAGGGCUAUUGUAUUUGGGCCAAGUGAAAUGCCAUAUUUACAAUAUAAUUAUGUUGUUCCAUAUACCUAAAACUAACCUUGGGGAGUUUGACACUUACUUUAUUAAGUAUCUUUUCAUAACAAGUUUAUUUUUUAUAGAAUACAACACAAACAUUAGGUUACUGCAUUUUUCGUGUAAGCUUCUAGGAUGGACUAGCUUUUACCUUAUGUAAAAAUGUUACCUACUGGCACGAAAAUUCAAUGACCCUUCUUGAUGCCAAACCCCAGGAGGUAGUUUUAUAAAAUGUGUGUAACUGUUUUCAACUCUUAUUUGCUAGAAAGACAUUCCUGCUUGUGUUAUAGGUUACAAAUGUUUGUAAAAUAGCCUCAGGUUCACACUUGGACAUGGUUCGGCGAAAAUUAUUCAAGAUAUGUGGCUUCCUCCACCACAGAAGGCUCCAAGUGCAUAAGGAUCCUUCUCUGAUAUAAAUAACUUUGGCCUGUACUAAAAUUGAACAUUGUGGGAGUUUGUUCCGCCAAUAGGGAAAGACUUAUGGUGGUCCCACACUUACUGUUAUUUAUAUAACAGCCAGGUAUAACCUUAUGGUUAAGGUAAUAAAACACUAUCAUGUUAUGCCGGACUCAAGAUGUUACUUAGCAGUAUAAAACAUCCAUUGCGGAACCGCCGUUAACCUUCGGGAAGAGAAGAACUCAACUAACUGUAUUUAUUAGUUUCCGACCAAAGUUUCGGUUUCGGCAUAAAAAUCAUGUUUCGGCCGGUUUGGUAUCGGCCAAAAAACUGCCGAAACUUUCAGCUGUGCCGAAACUUAAAGGCCGGGUUCUAUACAGGAUGGCCCAAAAAUACGGGUUAUUCCCACUAGUUACCAUUAACACCAAGUUGUUACCAGUGGUAACUAGUGUAACUACUGGGAAAAAAUAUCCAGUAGUUACCACUAAAAUUUUGGUAGUGUUCAAAACUAAUAAAAACAGUAUAAAUAGUAUUGUAUAAAUAUAGAGUACAUUAAAAUAUAAUUAUAAGUCCAUUAUUUAUAGUGUUUCAGUAAAUUGCCUUAAAAGUGAUUAAAAAUAAAAAUAAUAACAGUUUUACUGGUACAUGUGCAAAACUAAAAUAGUCAAGGAGAAAUUAACGUUUGGAUGAAAUUUAUCUGAUCAAUUGUUAUUGGAAUUAAUUAUACAAACUAUUUAAUCAAAACCCGACUAUGUUUGAUCAAAUGAUCACUUUAAGGUAGUUUACUGGAACACUAUUCGACAUAUCAUUAUUAUUUAUUGAACUACUCUAUAUUUAUACUAGAUAUGCUAUUUAUAAUGUUUUUAUUUGUGUUAAACUAAAACAAAAUUUUGGUGGAAACUACUGGGAUUACCACUAGUAAAACAUUUUUUUUUAAUGUGCAUUUUGUUGAUAACUUCAUCAAAGUUAUACGUUUUUGUAUCAAAGCCAAGGGAUUUUUUUUACAUGUCAUUAAAUAAAGAAGAAAGAACAAAAUAUCUCUUUAAAUCAUUUUAGGGUUCCGUAGUCAACUAGGAACCCUUAUAGUUUCGCCAUGUCCGUCUGUCUGUCUGUCCGAGGCUUUGCUCCGUGGUCGUUAGUGCUAGAAAGCUGAAAUGCGGCAUGGAUAUAUAAAUCAAUAAAGCCGACAAAGUCGUACAAUAAAAUCUAAAAAUUUAAUUUUUUUGAGAGUACCUCCCCUACACGUAAAGUGGGGGUGAUUUUUUUUUCCGCUUCAACCCUACAGUGUGGGGUAUCGUUGGAAAGGGAUUUCAAAACUAAUAGGGGUCUUCAACAAAUAUUUUUUGAUAAAGUGAAUAUAUUCGGAGAUAAUCGCUCCAAAAGAAAAAAAAUGUGUCCCCCCCUCUAACUUUUGAACCAUAGGUCCAAAAAAUAUGAAAAAAAUCGUGGAAGUAGAGCUUAAGAAAGACUUUAAAUGAAAACUAUAGCGGACAUGAUCAGUUUAGCUGUUUUUAGUUAUCGCAAAAAGUUUCCCCUUAAGAGUAAAAAAACUAAUUAGGUACUGAUUAUGCAAAUUUGCCUAUUUGUUUAACUCGCGUGAAAGGUACCGUUUCAUUCCUUGGUUAACAAUUUACUAUACUUUAAGCUCCAGUUUAGCUUAUUGUGACGGAAGAGUAACUACGGAACCCUACACUGAGCAUGGCCCGACAUGCUCUUGGCCGGUUUUUUUUGAACUUAUCUUUGGGCCAUUGAUUGAUUGACAAUGAGGAGUGAAUUUUAAUUCGUUUUCUUAAGUAGAAUAGGCAUGUUCCUACACGCUCUUGGCCGUUAUUUUACCACUUACAUAGAAUUAUGAUUCACCAUUAUUCAUAUCUCUAAAAAGUAAGGGCACAGCAAUUUUUUCUACGAUUUUAACAAGUCUACAAAAGUUUCGGGUGAUACUGAUGAGUCGAAACUGAAUUUUCACUUUCGGCAAAAAAGUCCGGAUUCGGUUGGACACUGGUAGAGUCAGUCCAAGCUAAGUUGGCAGCGAUUUUAAUAUAUUUAUCUGUUUGCUCUUGGCUGUGCGAAGUGCGCAAAGCGCACGCCGUGGUAAAGAUACCUAUGAAAUAUUGUGGGCUCAAACUUUCUUACUAUUUCACAUACGACAUACUAGUUAUGCCCGAGCUACGCUACUAUGACAAACUCAGUAGACGCCAGGCGGGCGACUGCACAGUAAAGCUGCGUCUGGACUAGCCGGGCACGAAUUCGAAUGAGUUCGAGGCUUGUCCUCUCGUAAGAGUUGUAAGUCGGUCCAACUACUAGGUAUAUUCGAUUUGAAGCUGGCCCGAAGCGGCUAAUCUUUUGUCUAUUGUUAACUAAAACCGCGCGUGCCUGCAAAAAAGGGUCGUAUAUUUCUAAUUGGCACCUGAGCGCGGGCUAGUCCAACACUCAAAAAACCAGUGUAGGUGUGCUCUCCGAUAACGCGCCUUUGUUACGCAUAUCGAGGACACUUUUUAGACUCGUUCGGUAGCGUUCAGCGGUAGCGUUCGACUCGCCGGCACUCAGUAACCGUAUAGGGACCACAUAACAAAUCACAAAUUAUUUUUCCAUUUGUUCAUUUUGAAUCUUAUUUAAAUUACCAUAGGAGUUGUAAUUAAAUAACCGGUUAAAGUGACCGGGCCCUUUUUUUGCAGGUGGCACGCGCCGUUUUAGUUAACAAUAGACAAAGGUUAAGCCGUUGGGGGCCAGCUACAAAUCUAACAACUAUACACGAAUUUGUGCUCCGCUCAUGCUCGGCGGCUCUAGCGUAAACGCAGCUAAAACUAAUUAGUACGCUCGUUAGAUUUAACAUUUUCAGUCAUUGGUGUAAAUGUAUAUCUUAGGUAUAGGUACAUUACUUUAAAUAAAUGUUGUAAUCCAAAGGAAA
This is a messenger RNA of Cydia pomonella (codling moth), 5452 nucleotides long. Its product is annotated as CAAX prenyl protease 1 homolog. Lineage: Eukaryota; Metazoa; Arthropoda; Insecta; Lepidoptera; Tortricidae. Gene Ontology annotation, cellular component: endoplasmic reticulum membrane. Gene Ontology annotation, molecular function: metalloendopeptidase activity. The transcript has 2 exons. Bases 245 to 1576 code for a protein of 443 amino acids. The record is from RefSeq and is a predicted model, not a curated record. Gene Ontology annotation, biological process: CAAX-box protein processing.